This is a messenger RNA of Haplochromis burtoni (Burton's mouthbrooder), 2349 nucleotides long. RefSeq names its product G-protein coupled receptor 20. Gene Ontology annotation, biological process: phospholipase C-activating G protein-coupled receptor signaling pathway; positive regulation of Rho protein signal transduction. NCBI's taxonomy places the organism in Eukaryota, Metazoa, Chordata, Actinopteri, Cichliformes, Cichlidae. Bases 943 to 2049 code for a protein of 368 amino acids. The transcript is spliced from 7 exons. Gene Ontology annotation, cellular component: membrane. The record is from RefSeq and is a predicted model, not a curated record. Gene Ontology annotation, molecular function: G protein-coupled receptor activity.
CCUUUCCUGAUUGGCCACUCGGCUCAAACAAAGGGUUUGAACAGCUUCUUUGUAUGUAAUUCUUGUGCUUGAGAGGACUAUGUUAAAGAUACUCCUUCUGUUUGACAUCAUGGAGAGCCAAGUCUGAAGCCUGAGCUUUUGGUUCACAGGGAUCACUUCAAACACUGACUAAGCUUUUGAAACUUUGGCCAUGUUUGAUAUAAGAAUCCAUCACUGCGCACUCUGUUUAUAUGAAAGAAAGUCACAAAAUCAGAAAGAAAAACCCCUAGAAAAUGCACAACAUUUGUUACAGAAUAUGUUUUAUGUGUGCAUGCUUGUGCUUUACACUGGUGUGUGUGUGCAUAGUGUAUAUGGGCACAUGCAUGUUCCCGGGAAUGUAAACACAUUUUAAGACUUCCUGUCCGGGGAUGAAACUGAAGAGAGCUUUAGAGAGUGAGGGAGGAAGGUAUUAAGCCCAAGCCGCUGAAUGAAGAGAGAGACUAAAAAUGAUGGAAAAAGAAGGAGAAAUAGGAAAAGAGAAAAAUAAGAACACACUGACACAGGUGAGAUUUACAAACACAGAUGGAGAGGCCAAUAGACAGGAGGGUGUUUGAAAAAUUUGGAGAUAUUCAGAAUGGGCAAGUAGAUCUCGUUCACAGAUUUACGCACAAAACAGAAAUGGAAUUCUACCUGAUGAUGAACUGCUUAACGCAGAAAGACAACUUCCAGAAACGGGGAUGAAGAUACAAAGUUGCAAAGGUCACUGAAAGCUGAAGUAUCCUUGGACAACGAUGAAGGAAUUUUGGAUUAGGAUUUAAAGACACCCCAGUUUCAUCAUAGUUAACUUCAGAGUUACUCAUUUGACUGAUCUCCUUUUUCUCAGCAGUUUCCACUUUAUCAUCCGUGUCAUCCUCACAAUCCUCAUCAGCAUCAUUAAGGCGGCUUAUCACCUCAUCGCACAUCAUGAUGAUGAACAGUAAUGGUACAGAGUCCUGGCUUUUCAUCAACACUUCCUUUAAUACACCUCAAAUAUCGGGUCCAGCAAACACAAGUGGUAUGGAAAGAUAUCUUCAAAGACUGGCACAUUUAGAUGAGGGGCUCUACAAUGACUUCUAUGGCCUUUGGAUUGCACUGGUGGUCAUAAACUCCCUUAUUUUCCUGGUGGGCAUGGUGCUCAACAUAGUUGCACUUUAUGUUUUCUGUUUCCGCACCAAGCAAAAGACCACCUCAGUCAUCUACACCAUCAACCUGGCCGUGAGUGACCUCUUGGUGAAUCUCUCUCUACCGACUCGCAUCCUGCUCUACUACAGUGGAGGAGCUUGUAUCACCUGCUCAUAUCUGCACAUCUUCAGCUACUUUGUCAACAUGUACUGCAGUAUCCUGUUUCUAACCUGCAUAUGCGUCGACCGGUACCUUGCCAUUGUGCAGGCUGAAGCCUCUCGUCGCUGGAGGAACUCCAGUGUGGCCAAAUGUGUUUGCAUUUCUGUAUGGCUGUUUGCCAUUGUGGUUACCUACUCCUUUCUUUCCACCGCUUUUCAGCACACAGGCUGCUGUCUCUCAAAGCUCCUCUUUCUCACCAUCACUGAGUUCUUUCUACCACUUGUCAUCAUUGUGGUCUUCACUUUGCGCAUUAUGUGGGCCUUAACAGACCGUCGUCUGAUGCAACAGAGCAGGGAUAGGAGAAGGAAAGCUGUCCAGCUGUUGACAACUGUGCUGAUCAUCUUCACAGUCUGUUUCACACCCUUUCAUGUUAGACAGGUGGUGGUAUACUUCUACCCUGACAUGCCUCACCAUGUGAUAGUGUACCAUCUAACUGUCACCCUCAGCAGUUUGAAUAGCUGUAUGGAUCCUGUUGUCUACUGUUUUGUUACAAAUAAUUUCCAGGCCACUAUGAGACAUCUUUUCCGCCGCGCAGAGCCCAAGCAGACCAGUGGUGACAUUGUCAGUAUGCAGCACAGCUCUAAAGCCUCAGCAGGGACGGACAACGCCAUGACUAAUAAUGUUAUAUUGAUGACCAAGAUUCUCAGAUCACUGCAGAGCAGCAACACAGGAAAGGACCGCACACUGUAAAAUAUUUUACAAAGGGUGCAUAAAACUAUAAGUUAUAGGGAUGGCACAGUUAAAGUUCUGAGUUCUGCAACUUGCUGACCAGCAGAACUCAACACAGACACUCAGUGCUGCCAUUGUUUUUUUCAAUGAUGAGCGCCAACACAAUAACAUGCAGAUAUUCACAUGUAUAUGAUAUUCACACCAAGAAACAUUGCCAUCACUCUGGACUGACUUUUCAUUUGUCAAUGUCUAUAGACACUUGGUCAAUUUAGCCAACUGCCCUCUGGAUAUUAUUAGAAACUACACAAGAAAAUGUCUCAA